AUUUUUAUGAAACAAAGAUAUAAUAAAAUUAAUGCUACAUUUAUUACGUUACUUGAUAAUAUGAGAUUUCCAGAAUCUGACGAACAAAUGGCUUCACCGCAAUACAACAAGGAAUCGCAGAACGAUCAGCAGGAAAGAGACUCCCAUCAAUUUCACCAAAACGUCGUCGUAAUGCGUCACGGAGACCGUGUGGACAACUUCGAGCCGUUGUGGACGACGACAGCAGCUAGACCUUGGGACCCGCACCUAGUAGAGGAAGGUCGGGUUAGGGCAUUCUGUACGGGUCGGAGGAUCCGAAUCGGCCUAGGGUUCCCGAUUCACCGUGUCUUCGUCUCACCUUUUCUCCGUUGCAUCCAGACGGCGCGCGAGGUUGUGUAUGCUCUAUGCGCCGUUGAUGAUGAUCCCUAUAGCUUGUGCUCCAAAGAUGUGGCUUCCAUCGAUCCCUCCAAGCUAAAGGUUUCUAUUGAGUAUGGACUGUGCGAGAUGUUGAACAGGGAAGCCAUCAGAGCUGAUUCAGCUCCUAAAGAUGGGAACUUUGCUUUCAGUAUCUCUGAGCUUCAAGCUUUGUUCCCAGAUGGAACGGUUGAUACUUCUGUGACAAGAGUGUAUGAAGAGUUGCCAAAAUGGGAAGAGACGGUGGAUGGUGCAAGGGAUAGGUAUGCUCAAAUUAUCAAGGCGCUGGCAGAUAAAUAUCCUUGUGAAAACUUGCUGCUAGUCACACAUGGGGAGGCAGUUGGGAUUGCAGUCUCGGCCUUCGCAAAGGACAAAACUGUCUAUGAAGUUGACUACUGUGCAUAUGUGGAACUAAAAAGACCAGUUGAGAGCAAAAAUGAUUCAUUUACUACUGGAGAUUUCGAGGUUCAUACAGAUCACGGUAAAACCGGAGUAAGUUAUGCUGUGGAGAAUCUCUUCUGUUAGCUUUAUUGUCAUUACAAGUUGAGUGGACUUCUGGUUUUACUUGAUUGAAAAAUCCAUUUUCGCUUUGAUAGCUACUGUGGAAAAGGAGUAAUAUUGACGGAGAAAAAUCUUAUUUCUUUGAUGUUAUAUUGUUGAUGGACAUAUCAUUGCUAUUUAUCAAGGAGGGGAACAUGUCUUAGCAUUUGGUUUA
Messenger RNA from Mangifera indica (mango), 1108 nucleotides. RefSeq lists its product as uncharacterized. The transcript is spliced from 5 exons. Bases 7 to 918 code for a protein of 303 amino acids. Lineage: Eukaryota; Viridiplantae; Streptophyta; Magnoliopsida; Sapindales; Anacardiaceae. The record is from RefSeq and is a predicted model, not a curated record.